Molecule: messenger RNA, 1624 nt
Organism: Dendronephthya gigantea
Lineage: Eukaryota; Metazoa; Cnidaria; Anthozoa; Malacalcyonacea; Nephtheidae
Exons: 2
Coding region: 542-1564 (340 amino acids)
Source: RefSeq, a predicted model, not a curated record
CAUCUAUUGUGUGUUUUUGUACUGUUGUUUUUCUCAGGAAGCUAUCAGAAAUUUGACUCCGAUUGCAUACUUUUUACACUUAAUUAUUGUCUGUGUUAGAAAAUGUAUUUCCUAAAUACGUUGGUAAGUCAGAAUAUAUUUAUUUUGUUUUGAAUUUUAGACGUGUUCUCAUUUCAAUUAGAACAAUUUUCUGCAUUUUGACGACUUUGCAUUCUAUUGUUUUGGCGCAAUCCUAAAUUGUUCUUGACUAAUCUUGAGGAUGAGGAUAAUGAUUUUUAUUAGCAAUCAAACAAAACGCUCACGUUCUAAACAUCAUUAGAAAUUGUGACGAACAAUAACGAGUAAGCAAUUAAAAGUUAUUUAGAAUGCGUGUAAACGAACUUUGAUACUGUCUUUCCUUUUCAUGUGUAGCUGUCAGAUUCUUGCUGAAAUAUAUACACACGCAGUCGGUGUCGAAAAUCCAGUCUUCAAAAGACCUUUGGCCUACUGACUUUUUUAUUAAGGGGGAAAAAUAAACACAUUUUUAAUCAGAAACUUGAGCAUGCAGAUGGUGCGACAGAGACUAAACAUAAUAAAGCGAGACAGCCCAGCUGUGACAAAACCUGUGAAGGAUGGGGAUCUGGAUGAAAAAAUCCGUCGGAUACGAGAAGAGAACAAGAAAAGAGAAGAACGCUUUCAUGAAAUUGAGCAAGAUAAGAAAUUAGCAUUAAAUGCAGCAUCAGAGAAAAAAUCUGAUAAGACUAGCCCAAAGGUGAAAUCAAGUGAAGGUAAUAUUGACACAAACCAAAAUAGAACUAUGAUGGAUGGAGUUCAGUUAGGUUACCACAAAAAAACAACAAAAGGAAGAGGACAAAGGCUCUUGGAGAUGAGUCAUCAACCUUCAAAAGCUAAGUUUUUUGAAUCUAGAUAUCAUUCUGAUCAUCUGAUCGAACAUUUGCCUGGACAAAUUUCACUCAAGAGUAAAUGUCGAACAAGCAUCCGAGAACGAAUUAAAACCAUAAGUAAGCAGAGUGUGACCACAAAACCUGACGUCAGUCUAAAUAAAGAAAUGGAGAUCAGCAAUGCUCACACUGAGUGUGGGAAUAAUGUGGAUUGUACUGGAAAUGACCAGUGUCAGGAGGCAACUAAAGGGAAUAAAGAGUUGUUGCAGCAUACUAAAGGUGAUCCAAGUACAAAUGAGGAAAAAUCACUAGAAUAUAUGCUGGAUGAAGUUGAUAUACAAGAAGCAACUAAGGAACAAAAUCAAGGAGAAAGCACUGAGGGCAACAUUGUCCCGACUCACACAACAAAUCCUGAGACAGACAAAGACAUUUUAAAUGACGUGCAAGAACAAGACACAAUAAACAAAACAGACACUUCACAAACACAAUCACAAGCUGAAACUUCUAAUUCUACACCAAAAAAUGAAAAGCCUAAAAUUACAGUAAAAUUAAAGAAAACUGUGUCAAAUAGUAGUUUUGACGAAUCUAUGUCUCUGCUUAGUCCACUAGAUUUGCCAAAAAACUGGGGGGAUUUGGACUUUAGUGAUGAUGAUUUAUUACCUGUGUCAAUAUGGAAGGAUUAAAUCCUUUAAAAUGUUACAUGGUGCAAAAUUUUAAUAGCUUUGAGCUAAUAAGGGAUCUUA